CCUCCUCCUCCUCACCAGACCCGCGGGCUCACCGCUCCACCGGCUCUAGCACGAGCGCGAGGCACCACCGCACCCACGGCACGACACGGAGGAGGAGCUCGCAUUAAAAAGGGAGCUUGGAGAUUGUUCACGGGGUUUUUUCCCCCCCCAUCCAGAAAUAACGAGAUAUAUAGGUUUAUAAAUAUAAUCCUCCUCGACGUUAGUGCAGUUGUAUCGAUCAAACAUCAAGAUCACUACAAUUUUUUUCUAUCAUUAUUCUUACGACUCCAAAAAAAAGGACUCUCGCGUGUCUUGACGUUCUGGUUCCAUCACCUCGUGAGCCACCAACCCCCCCCACCCCCACGCCUCCGGUUCAACUAUUUGGAUCGUACCAAAGCCUGCGUUGGCAUCGACACAACGCCCGGAGCUCGGAGGUUGUGGACCGAACGGCCGCGUCUUCUCAGUCGUCACGCGGAGGGAUGCCAAGAUGUCCACGAACGCGUCCCUGAUUCGAAUUCCCUUCUCGGACCUUGAGAUCGGAGAACUGUGUGGCGGCGGUAGCUAUGGCACGGUGUACCGAGCCAUCUGGGUACCCCAGGACAAAGAAGUGGCCGUCAAGAAACUUCUCAAGUUUGACCGAGAGGCAGAGAUCUUGAGCGUCCUCAGCCACCGGAACAUCAUCCAGUUCUUCGGAGCCGUCACCGAGUCUCCCAACUACUGCAUCAUCACAGAAUUCGCGUGUCGAGGGUCGCUCUACGACUACCUGUGCGGGGACGAGAGCGAUGACAUGGACAUCGACCAAGUGCUGCCCUGGGCGAUGGACAUUGCUAAAGGAAUGAAUUACCUUCACACCGAGGCACCGGUCAAAGUAAUACAUCGCGAUUUGAAGUCGAGAAAUGUUUUGAUCACGUCGGACAACACACUAAAAAUCUGCGACUUUGGCGCGUCACGGUUUCACGGGCACACGACCAACAUGACGAUGGUGGGCACCUUCCCGUGGAUGGCUCCCGAGGUCAUCCAGAGCCAGCCCAUCUCCGAGACGUGCGACACCUACUCGUUCGGAGUGGUCCUGUGGGAGAUGCUGACGCGCGAGGUGCCCUUCAAGGGCUUCGAGGGGCUGCAGGUGGCCUGGCUCGUUGUCGAGAAGAACGAGAGACCGACCAUCCCCAGCAGCUGUCCCGCCAGCUUCGCCAUCCUCAUGCGGCAGUGCUGGGAAGCUCAGCCCAAGCGCCGCCCACACUUCAAGGAGGUCCUGCAGGCGCUCGAAGCCAUGCUCAACGACAGUCGACUCCCAAAGCAGUGCAACUGCUUCCUGCACAACAAGGCUGAGUGGAGGGGAGAGAUCGACGCGAAGCUGGAGCGACUCAAGGAGCUGGAGCGAGACCUGAGCAGCAAGGAGGAGGAGCUGCGCGAGCGCGAGCGGCGGCUCGAGAUGUGGGAGCAGCGACUCCGCGAGCAGGACAGCUUCACUCCGCUCUACGUGCCGCUGGCCAUGAGCCUCUCGCGCGAGUCCUACUUCGAGUCGCACACGGCGGAGACGAACAGCGCCGAGGUGUCCUGCAAUUUCAGCCUCAGCAACGAGGCCCGGGGGCGCAGGCUGCGCCGCGACUCCAGCUCGGGCCACUCGUCCGGCAGCGGCGACGGCAUCCAGAGCGUGGUGCAAGGGCUCCAGGACAUCCUGUCAUUGACGUCGGGCCCGACGCACCCUCUGCUCAGCUCGGGCCUGCAGGUCAGCCUGCAGACUCAGCACAAUGCGAGCGCCAGCGGCAGCCUGCGGCAGGGCAAGAAGGUGAAGCUGGACCUGGGGCCGCGCUUCCACUGGACGAGCUGGGAUGACGACUGAGCAGCGACGAUGCGAGAUCGAGAGACGAAAUGAAGUGCACAGUCCACACAGCCCACCGUGACACUGUCGAACCCGAUCCCACUCACAACCACGAUCCCACUCACAACCACGAUCCCACUCACAGCCACGAUCCCACUCACAGGCAUGAUCCCACUCACAACCACGAUCCCACUCGCAACCACGAUCCCACUCACAGCCACGAUCCCACUCACAACCCCGAUCCCACUCACAACCCCGAUCCCACUCAAGCCACGAUCCCACUCACAACCACGAUCCCACUCACAACCACGAUCCCACUCACAACCACGAUCCCACUCACAAUCACGAUCCCACUCACAACCACGAUCCCACUCACAACCACGAUCCCACUCACAGGCAUGAUCCCACUCAAGCCAUGAUCCCACUCACAACCCUGAUCCCACUCAAGCCACGAUCCCAUUCACAACCCCAAUCCCACUCACAGCCACAAUUCUUAUCACAACCACGAUCCCACUCACAGGCACGAUCCCACUCGCAACCCCGAUCGCACUCGCAACCCCGAUCUCACGCGCAACCACGAUCUCACUCACACCCUGAGCUCAGUCUCACCUUGAUCUCAAUCUUAUCCUGAUCUCAAUCUCGCCCUAAUCCUACUCCCACCCUGAUUGCACUGCUACCCUGAUCCUACUCUCAUCUUGAUCUCCCUCUCACACCUGAUCCCAAUCCCACCCUAACCCCGCUCCCGAAUACAAGUUCCCUCAGCUGGGGGAGGUCUCUGCACUGUCGACCACUGGGUGUAGUUAUGCGUCGUUCGUAUGUCGCUUGAUCACAUUAAUGGCCUGGUUCAUUACGUGUCUAACAACAACAACAACAAAAAUCACUUCAUGUAGUCCGGUACGAGCAACCACGAGUGGGCUCUGUCCAAUUGCUCCCAGAUUCAGCGUCACACUCCACGGAAAAUGAAUUACUCGGUUUACUGAUGACAGGGAUGAUAUAUCAGUAAGCAUCUAGCCUUGGACUUUAAAGUGAUUAGCAGCGUUAGGCUUUACCUCCCUAUAAGUGAAACUAAAUAAGUUCUGGGCCCGAUUUUUUUUGGUGGGAGGGGUAAUAUAAAACAAUUGGUUUCAGAUUUUAAUAGUUUUAAGCAUAGGCUUGACUGUAUUAGUGGCAACAUUUUAACUCCACUGGCAUUAUUAUAGUAUUCCGUCACGGUGGGCCACAGCAUCAAACACUGGACGGGAUUGAAGCUGUCUCCGUUUGAACGACGCAGGGGAUGGCCCAGAGAGAAGUGGAGAGGCCCACUGCAAGGAAGCGUCGGGGAAGGGGAGGAGUCAUGGCAAGCAGUAGCUCCAAAGGCCAAGGGACUCCAAGAAGAAGUCACAGUCAUGUCUAUGUAUGUAACACACAUACACAAGACAAAGAUACCCUACUUCGUGCCGUAUAAGAUAAUUGCCGUAUUUUAUGGAAUGUAAGACACUCCAGAAAAUAAGGCACACCCGAAACAUGUGCCCAGUAUCAAUAAAGUCACACAAAUAUGAUCGCGCGCACACACACCGACGGGAUUAUAAGACAAAACCUUAAAAUGCGAGGCGAGGGGGUUGGUGGUGUGUCUCAUAAGCUAGAGAUUACGGUAACUCUUGGGCAAAUACGUGGCAAUUAUUCAUAUUAGGAGGGCACAUUAAUAGUAUCGGGCCAUGGGGGUCAGGGGUCAUGGAGCCUCAUCCCAGCCAGCCGAGAAGCACCGCCUGCAUGGAAUGGAGCCGCGUUGGAGGUUCUCCUCGUCUUACAGAGAGAGAGAGAGACAUCAAGAGAGACCAAGAGAGAGAAAAACCACUGCAUUUGUAUUAACUGCGCUUAAUUAUUUUGCACAGCUCAUGUGUGAACUUUGGGGUUCGUGAAGCCUGGUUGCAUCUGCUUUUACUUUUUUCAAAAAGCCAUCCUGUGGAUGCAAGCUCGAAGUAGUCGUGGGCAUUCUAUCGAAUAGUCAUCAGCCGUGGUUAAAUUAUUAACAGACAUGCAGCUUAACGGUACUAUUCACAAAUAACAUUGCGUGUAUUUUAUAUGAAGAUAUGUAUACACAUUGUGGUGAGUGUUUGUCGUAGUGGUUAGCGUACUGCACUCCUGUGUAGGCAUUUUUCCCCAUUCACGAUUCAAUUAUUUUCAUUAUUAAGUGUCAGGAUUCGAUUCAAUAAUACGUUUUACAGUGGUGAAUACUGUACAGAAUUAUGGCACCCCCAGUACCUACGCGAGUUCACGUAAACCGAUUACAAAUUAUCAUUGAAUUGAAAUCAAUAUGAUUUCAAUUCAAUGAUAACGUGCGUGACUGGAUGCAUGUAUUGUGAGCGUGAUUAUCGAUUUAACACGUAGGCUUUUGCGACCAAUAUCAUCCAUAAUCGAGGUGUUUUGGUUUAGAUCGCAUGAAUAUAAAUGUGUCGUUAAACCCGCCACCACCCGACACGGCCAAUUAGUAAGGUG
Molecule: messenger RNA, 4276 nt
Organism: Petromyzon marinus (sea lamprey)
Lineage: Eukaryota; Metazoa; Chordata; Hyperoartia; Petromyzontiformes; Petromyzontidae
Gene: MAP3K20
Product: mitogen-activated protein kinase kinase kinase 20
Biological process (GO): protein phosphorylation
Cellular component (GO): cytoplasm
Molecular function (GO): MAP kinase kinase kinase activity; ATP binding
Source: RefSeq, a predicted model, not a curated record